AUGCUUUUAUAUGUGAGCGAAACUGCUGGCAGCGGUGCAUGGAGGUUGGUCGAAGUCCUGGAGAAAAAAUUCGGGUUCAAACGAUGUUUUGCUGAGGGCGGAAGCGUGGACUUAGUGGUGGAGGAGGCGACUGCGAGGUUUACCGAGAACUGGAUAUUGAGCGGAGAGCUGGGACUCGAAGAGCUUCAAAAGCUCGAAAAGCGCCCGUUCUUUGCGCACAUUACGAUAGAUGCGGCUCUGAAACUGCGCGUGGCUGGGUUCGGAGUCGAGAAGAAUGCCGGAACUGGGCCUGCGACGGGCGCUGACGCAACAGCCGGCACUGAAGCAAGCGUAGGGUCACAGCUACAGGCUCUCAUUGAACACACCGAACAGCAGUUGGAACGUAACCCAAGUCUACCCUUGGUCCUGGGACGCGCAGACAUCAAGUUCUACGUGCGAACCCGCGAUAAGCUUGAGUUCGACUGUCUGGCACAGGAGUUGGAUCGUCACCUGCGCGAAAUCAACCAGGGCCGCGAUGUACGCGUACCAUACCACAACACCACGCCCUUGAGGCCUGACUGGGACACGUAUUUCAUGAAGCUCGCCACGCUCGCAGCAUCGCGCUCCAAUUGCAUGAAGCGACGCGUUGGGUGUGUAAUCGUGCGCGACUGCAGGGUCAUUGCCACAGGAUACAAUGGUACGCCGCGGCACCUCGUUAAUUGCCAUAGCGGUGGGUGCCCGCGCUGCAACAAUGGCGACGCGCAGCUCCACGCCUGUCUCUGCCUUCAUGCGGAAGAAAACGCACUGCUGGAGGCAGGGCGUGACCGGGUUGGCCCUAAUGCCAUAUUGUACUGCGAUACCUGCCCUUGCCUGACAUGCUCGGUUAAGAUCGUCCAAACAGGGAUCCGCGAGGUCGUUUACUCGCAGAGCUACCGCAUGGAUGAAGCCAGCUUCAAAGUACUACAGGAGGGCGGUGUGCUAGUACGCCAGUUCAGCGUUCUGGAAAGUCCUAGGUAUACAGUGUUAUAG
Messenger RNA from Lachancea thermotolerans CBS 6340, 1008 nucleotides. RefSeq names its product deoxycytidine monophosphate deaminase (gene DCD1). Gene Ontology annotation, molecular function: zinc ion binding; hydrolase activity. The transcript has a single exon. NCBI's taxonomy places the organism in Eukaryota, Fungi, Ascomycota, Saccharomycetes, Saccharomycetales, Saccharomycetaceae. The record is from RefSeq and is a predicted model, not a curated record. Bases 1 to 1008 code for a protein of 335 amino acids.